Messenger RNA from Helobdella robusta, 1731 nucleotides. RefSeq lists its product as hypothetical. Gene Ontology annotation, cellular component: axonemal basal plate. The record is from RefSeq and is a predicted model, not a curated record. Gene Ontology annotation, biological process: cilium organization; nervous system development; establishment of protein localization. NCBI's taxonomy places the organism in Eukaryota, Metazoa, Annelida, Clitellata, Rhynchobdellida, Glossiphoniidae. The transcript is spliced from 16 exons. Bases 1 to 1731 code for a protein of 576 amino acids.
AUGGCUAGUUUAUCAGUUGAUAUUCGCAUUUGUACUGCAAAUAAUGAGAUAGUUAUUGAUGAUAAUUGUACAUCAAUUCAUAAGUAUUAUGAUACUACAAAGAAAUAUAAAAGUAGAGGAAUGUUAUGCAAGCCUGAGACUAAAUGGUUGAACAAUUUGAAUUCGCAACUCCAAAAUAUGGAGAUAUACACGGACAACCUGACCAUUCUGACCAUGCUGAUUGACCAGUGCAGUGGUGAUAUCAUAGCACUGACCAAAGAUUUUUCACUCAGUUCUAACACAAAGUUAUCAUCAUCUACGUCUGUCUAUGAUGUGGUAGUGGCGCCAAAUUUCCUCGUCCUAUCUUACAAUGACGUCAGCGUGAUAGAGAUGCUAUCGUUAUCAUCGGCAAGGAUUGAUGAGGAUAAGAUGAUAAGAAUGAUGAGGAAGAAUGGCGGGAAAGUAAAACCAAACUCACUUUUCUCAUCAUUUCUACAGAUUUUGGCAUGGAACGCGGCGGGAACUGUCCAAAUUUAUUUUCCUGGAAGUUUCUUCAGUUCGGACACCCUGCUUGCAGUUGAAUCCACCUCCUCUCAGUCACAUGUUUGCAAGUACAACUUCCAACAGGCCAAACUGACCUGCUUUGCUGUGAUUGGUCGACUGACGAAAAUAGAAUAUGCCUGGCCAAUAAGAAUUCAGAAAUCUUCCUCAUUAACAUUAACGGGGGUGUUGUUAGAAGCAGUAAAAGUUCUCUGGUUCGUGCUGAUAAGUUCAGUGAGAUGGUAUUCCAACAAUAGCAUCAUCAUCGCCGUCAGCGGGAAUGGAGAUAUGCAGUUUUACGACAUUGCACUGAACACAUUACAAGUCUUAUUCAAUGGAGCGAAUAUGGAGCGUUUAACGCUACCAUCAUCAGUAUUACCUAAAUCUGCUAACAUGUCCUCUUUCGAGCUAAACACUAAACAUCCUCAACAACAAAACAAAAUUUCAGAAUUUGUUGAUGCGGCUGUUCUAGCAAUGGAAAACGGCCCAGUGGUGAUGGUGAUGAUCUCGAAAGGAAUUCUCGGUCAUGAUAAUGAUUCCAGGCAGAUUUUCAACAACUACAUUCGAUGUGGGAUGAUCAACGAAGCUCUGGAACUCAUUCACUCGCUGGAUUGGUCCUUCGAACCAUCAUCAAUGUACUACUGCCUGUCAUCAUUCAUCCAUCAUCUACUCAGUUCAUCAUCUGUUAAUGAUGACGUCAUCGCUCUUGUCCAAUCAUGUUUGAGCAAGUUUUACUCGCCAGCCAAUAAAAUUCCGGAAUUCGUGGCCAUUGAAUAUGGCAAGCCAAUGAACGAUUUGGCAAGAAAAUUUUUUCGAUUUUUACUGAGCGCCAAAGCAAACGGCGAAACGGCACUGGCGGAUAGCAGUCGGAGACGAGGGUUUGAACUUGCGGAGAAUGACUUCGGAUUCAAAGAUUUCGAGCCGGACGACCGAGAUGACGUCCAAUCUUUGGACUCUAUGGACAAUGUUGACGACGAUGACGAUAAUUAUGGCGAUAAUUAUUAUCUAAAUUAUGACGAUAAUAAUUAUAAUUAUGGUAAUAAUUACGAUAAUUAUAAUCAUAAUUAUGGUAAUAAUUACGCGACUGAUGAUGACGAUGCUUACAAUGAUGACGUUGUUGUUAGUCAAAUGAGUAGAAUUCUAUUAAGAAGCGAGAGUUUGAAGCAAGUAUUGAAACAGCAAGAAGCAUAUCUCAGCAGCAACGAGAAAUAA